Lutra lutra (Eurasian river otter) is the source of this 1233-nucleotide messenger RNA. Its product is annotated as translation initiation factor IF-2-like. Lineage: Eukaryota; Metazoa; Chordata; Mammalia; Carnivora; Mustelidae. The transcript has 2 exons. The record is from RefSeq and is a predicted model, not a curated record. Bases 1 to 1233 code for a protein of 410 amino acids.
AUGCUACUGGGAGGCGGGGGCGGGAGGCACCAGCAGAAACUGUUUUCCGAGAAUCACUUCCUUCCACGGUAUGUCGAGAGGGACGGGAGGACAGCCCCGAGGCAGGUGUCGGAUCUUCAGGAAAGAGAGGUCGUCCCCUCCGCUGCAUGGGACCCCACACGGCCCUCUGCAGAGCCGCUGCGUGGCCGCGUCCUGCCACAGCACAGGUGCACGCCUCUGACCGAGAACCAGAACAAUCUUGACGGGGCGGCCUCGGGCAGCGUCCCCGCGGGUCCGCAGCGCUGUACAGGCCGCCUUCCCGGGACAAGGAUUCUUCGCUGGCACCGACCUCCUCACUCUCGCGGCCCCUUCUCGGGCACCAGGUGUGCCCAGGGCUGGAGAGAUGAUAAGGCGCCGUCUCGGCGGCACCGAGGGGCUCGAGCGGUCUCCCUCGGCGCCCGAGGCAAGGACAAGCGGGCGGUGGACGCGGGCGGCUCCGCUCCCCCAAGCACUCUGCACUCUGCACGCGGCCGGCCCCCCAACGGCCUUCAGCGGCCACCAGCCACGCCGCCGCUCGCGCCGGCCACAGCACACGGACGCGUCCACAAACCGGCAGUCGGACGGCGGCCUUCGUCACAGCCCAACCCGGAGCCCGCCCGGGCGCCCGCCGGCCGGGGACAGCCGGUCCACGCGCACCCCGGACCGCUCGCCCCGAAGGAGCCGCCGCGCGGGUCUGGACUUGGCGCGGGAAGCGGCCGCGCGCUGCGGGACCGGAGAGCAGAGCCGCGUCUCUCGCGGCGCCCGCACAUGCGUUCGCAGGCCGGGGGGGAGCGGGCGCCGUCCCCGCGGCGUCAGCGAGUGUCCGCCGGGCAGGGGUACGGCUGCACCGAGGAAGCUGCGCCCCCGCUUCCGCGGCCCGGGCUCGUCCCGCCGCACGGCCGGCUCCGCACAACCCUGCGGCCCCGAGGAGACCUCCCCGCCCGCCGGGAGGGACGCGCCGCCGCCGCACCGGGAAACGGGAAGCGAGCCCGCCCCCGUCUGAGGAGCGUCAGCCCUGAGGCCGCGCCGUCCGGGCUCCCCGUGAGCACCGACCCCGGCCCGUUCUCCCGCGUCCCUCCCCGCUGUGCCACCCGUCCCAGGCGCCGCGCGACCCCGGCCCCAGAGCGCGGCAGGGCCUGGCCGUCCUUGCAGGCUGGGCCGGGGCCCCCGCGGCCGCCGCGGUCCGAGCUGCACGGAAGAUCCUCGGGCUGCUGA